GGUCUAUAAUUUCCUAAGUCUAUGGUAUGCACCAAUCAAAAGCAUUAACAUAUACUGGCCUAGUUUACAUCGUGCACUUGAUACGCGUAUUAAGCAUUAUAUUCGUAUCAAAUUUGUACUAAAUUUUUAGUACUCACGAUGUAAACGAUGCCGGAUCAAAUUAGUACGAACGUAUCAAGCAAGAGUAUCGUACCAAACGGAUACGCGUACCAAAUGAUACAAAUGAUGAUGUAAACACUGAAACGUAUUUUGUAGCGGAUUAGGCCUAUUAAAUAUAAUCUUAAUUGACCUUAUGAUAAGUAAUCUUAUUUGGUCUCUCUGAAACGAUAACAUAUUAAAAAAUGUGUAAGAAACGUUAGUACGUUCGAUGUAAACGAGCCUGUAUUAAAGCAUUCGUGCGCACCAAAUUUAAUACGAGUACCAAAGUUUUAACGAUGUAAACUAGGUAUAUACGAAAGGUAUUUCCAGACACUCGUAGAAAGAGAAAUAUAUUUCGUAUACGGACACAUGCUUGAUGGCAUUGCCAGUUCAUAUAAGAUUCAGUAGGAAUAUAGAAUGUGUCAUUCUAUCAACUCCAAUAACAAUAUUUUAGAAAGAUCACAUUUAUCAAGUUGCGAUGUCUUGUGACAUUAAAAACAAUAUCCAACGACAGGAGGACGAACUGGUCGCCCUGUCCAGUAUCUACGAUGAAACGGAAUUCUUUUACGUAAAAGGCGAACGUAUGAAAUGCUCGAUCAACAUAUAUCCAAAAUUACUUCGAAAACUGGAAGUAAAGCUCACCAGUGAUUGUUCUUACGAUUCGGCUUCCGGCAACAGUUUUCUUGUUGAGCACUUACCGCCAAUCAGAAUGUACAUUACCCUUCCUAAUACGUAUCCAUCUAAAACUUCGCCAAACUUCCACCUUUCCAUUAUCUGGUUGACGCCUUGGGACAUAUCUUUCAUCUGUCAGAAAUUGGAUGAAAUAUGGAAGGAGAACGAAGGCAACGAGAUCAUCUUCCAGUGGCUAAAUUUCCUACAAAACGAUAUUUACGAUUUUUUAAAUAUAUGGGAAUCCUUAGAUAUUUCUUACUUAAAUUUAAUGCACACAUCAAGAAAUGCUGUCACGAUACGUCUAGCCAAGUUGUCCGAUUGCCGGGCUCAGAAUGGCGCAUUGUUGUCAGAUAUCAAAAGAUUAUUAAUACGUUAUGACAAAGAACAACAUAAAGCACAAUUUUACAAGAACAUUUAUACUUGCCACAUAUGCUUUGAGGAAUACGUAGGAACAAAUUGUAUAGAAUUGGAAAAUUGUGGACACAUCUACUGUAGAGGUUGCAUGGAACAGCACACACGUAUCAAGAUUAACGAAUAUAAUAAUGACAUAUUAUGUCCGACGAUAGAUUGCAAGCGCAAAAUGAGCCCUAAUGAUAUUAAGACUCUCUGUCCGGAUUUGUUUUCCCAAUAUGAAGAUAUCAUGUUGCGAGUAACAUUAGACACCAUGGAUGACAUGGUGUACUGUCCACAAAUUUCUUGUCAAUAUCCGGUAAUCCGAAACCCAAAUGAUGAUACCCCUAUUUGUCCUAUCUGCAACUAUUGUUUUUGCAUCUAUUGCCGUAAGAUGUAUCAUGGACAAGAACCAUGUGAAAUGACAUCGGCCGAGACUAUAAUACUUAUUGAGAAAUAUAAAAACAGUAAUGACAAGGAAAAGAAGAUGCUAGAGAAGAAAUACGGCAAGCGACAAAUGCAAUCAAUCGAAAAAUAUCUUACGACUGAAUAUCUACAAGAUAAUACAAAAAAUUGUCCAAAGUGCCAUUCAUUUGUCAGCAAAAGUGAGGGUUGCAAUAAAAUACAAUGUAUACAUUGCAACGCUCAGUUUUGCUGGCUGUGCAAUGAACAGAUACAUGGAUACGAGCACUUUAAUAGUCCCGGCAAUUUGUGUUACGGACUUUUAUUUGAAGGCAUGGAGGUAAACGACGUUAUAGACGAAAUAGAAAAUUUAAAUCAACACUUCGAAGAUUUUGAUAUUUAAAUAUAUCCUAUAGCAACGUUUGCAAAUCAUAAAUUUUAAGCUGAAAUCAUUUCUGAUCUUUGUAAUUUGUAUUUUUUUUUUUUAUGAGAUCAUUAUUUUGAAAAAGAGAUACAGCAAAUCAUUACAGUUAUCAUUUGCAAUUAUCAUUUGCAAUUUUUUAUAGGUGUAUUACUUUUGUGUAUUAUUCUUUUCACCUUUUAAAUUAACAAAUAUAUUAAAUAUUUGUACAUGUUACAUAUACAAAUAUUUAAUAUUAUAUCAUAUACUAUUUGUAUAAUAAAGAUUGUAUGUAUUUUGUAUACAAAUAAAAUAUUUGUA
Molecule: messenger RNA, 2323 nt
Organism: Solenopsis invicta (red fire ant)
Lineage: Eukaryota; Metazoa; Arthropoda; Insecta; Hymenoptera; Formicidae
Product: E3 ubiquitin-protein ligase RNF14
Exons: 5
Coding region: 617-2005 (462 amino acids)
Biological process (GO): ubiquitin-dependent protein catabolic process; positive regulation of proteasomal ubiquitin-dependent protein catabolic process; protein polyubiquitination
Cellular component (GO): cytoplasm; ubiquitin ligase complex
Molecular function (GO): ubiquitin protein ligase activity; zinc ion binding; ubiquitin conjugating enzyme binding
Source: RefSeq, a predicted model, not a curated record